AUGAGCAGUGAGGGGUUGGAGAAUGAGGAAAGGAAAACAGGGGAGAGAUAUAAUGUUGAUAUGAGGGGAAGCGAGGGGAAUUGCGGUAGGGAGAGGUCGGAUUCUGCUCUGAUUCUUGAUGAUUCUAGGCAGCAGCUUGAGCAUGAAUUCGUUGUUGAGGAGCGGCCAGAGGCAUCAGAGCGACCAGAGGCACCAGAGCGACCAGAGGCAUCAGAGAAUGAAGGUGACAAUAUGGAGUAUGACAACUUCAGAGGUGACAAUACGGAGGAUGAAGAUUUGAGAGGUGCCAAUAGUGAAGGUGUUACUAAUGUCGUUACUUGGCAGAGGAACGAUGACGACACGGGUGAUUCUGCUGCUACUUUAGCUGCUGCUCUUGCCUCGGCCUAUGGGGGGAUGGACGAAGGAGACGAGGAGAUGGAAGAGAAGGAAGAGGAGGAAGAAGAGGAGGAAGAGGAGGAGGAGGAGGAGGAAGAAGAGGAGGAGGAAGAGGAGGAAGAGGAGGAGGAAGAGGAGGAGGAAGAGGAGGAGGAAGAGGAGGAGGAAGGAGCAGAGGCAGCAGAGGAAUCAAAGGGAGCAGAGGGAGCAGAGGGAACAGAGGGAACAGAGGAAGCAGCGGGAGCAGAGGGAGCAGCGGGAGUGAAUGAUUUGGUGUGUGACGAUGCAGAGGACAUGAGGCUGGCACAAGGUCAGAGUGAAGGAAGUUUCCGGGAAGGAGUUGGUGAGGGUGCAAAUGAUGGUGGUGACAAUAUGGAGGAUGACAAUAUUGAAGAUGUUACCAACGUCAUUGGUCGGCAUGAAAAUGACACAAGUGGUGCUGAUGCCUGUUUUGCUUCUCUGCUUGCCAUGGCGUAUGGAGGGGUGGAUGGGGAGGAGGAGGCGGAGGAGGAGGGAGGGGUUGAGGUAGAGGAGGGGAAGGAGAAGGGGAGGGAGGCAGAGGAGGAGAAGGAUGAACAGGAAGAGGAGGAAGAGGAGGAGGAGAAGGAUGAACAGGAAGAGGAGGAAGAGGAGGAAGAGGAGGAAGAGGAGGAAGAGGAGGAGGUUGAUGAUGAUGAUUUGGUGUGUGGUGGUGCAGAUGACAUGAGGCGCAUGUGGGAGGCUGCUGAUCCUGAUGCUGUUGCUAAUUCUGCUGCUUCUGCACCAACAACAACGGCAGCAGCAGCAGAUACACCAGCAGCAGCAGCAGAAGAUACACCCGCAGCAGCAGCAGCAGCACUACCAGCAGCAACAGCAGCAGCAUCAGCACCAGCAGCAGCAGCAGCAGCAGCCGCAGCAGCAGCAUCAGCAACAGCAGCGGCAGCAGCAGCAGCAGCAGCAUCAGCAGCAACAAAAGCAGCAGCAGCAGCAGCAGCAGCAGCAGCAUCAGCAACAGCAGCGGCAGCAGCAGCAGCAGCGGCAGCAGCAGCAGCAGCAGCAUCAGCAGCAACAAAAGCAGCAGCAGCAGCAGCAGCAGCAGCAGCAGCAGCAGCAGCAGCAGCAGCAGCAGCAGCAGCAGCAGCAGCAGCAGCAGCAGCAGCAGCAGCAGCAGCAUCAGCAUCAGCAGCAGCAGCAGCAGCAGCAGCAGCAGCAACAAAAGCAGCAGCAGCAGCAGCAGCAGCAGCAGCAGCAGCAGUGGAGUCUAGUCAGGGUGACUUAGCUCCCAGCGGUGGUGAUGGUGGGUGUGGGGGUGGUGGGGAACGUAGUGGCAGCAGUGGCUCGGAAGGGAGCUUGGAGGCUCGGGUUUUCAGAGGAUCUGCUGCAGCACAGCGAGCCUCUGGUGGAGGGAUGAAGGGAGUUGGAGAAGGGGAAGCAGGUGCAGGUGCAGGUGCAACAGCUGUUUGGGGAUCACAGGGAGCGACUGUAGGUGCAGCGGAAGGUGCAGCAAACGGAGUAGCUGGAGGAGCAGAUGCAGGAGGGGCGGUACGAGGUGCAACAGAAGGGGCAGCAGGAGGGGCAGCAGGAGGGGCAGCAGGAGGGGCAGCAGGAGGGGCAGCAGGAGGGGCAGCAGGAGGGGCAGCAGGAGGGGCAGCAGGAGGGGCAGACACAGCCGAGAGAGGGGCAGAAGCAGCUGCUCAAAGAAAAACACGAAUGCAAAAUGCAGCUUCUACAUCAAGGGCAGAGGGUGGAGCAGCAGUGGAGAUGGGGAGGGAGGCGAUGCGGCAGAGUGAGGGCUUUCGGAGUGUGGAGGACGAGGAGUGGAGGGAGCGACAGAAGGUGCUGCAGCAGCAGGCUGAGGAGGCUCAGGCUGAGAAGAGGAGGAGAAGGGCUGAGCGUGCCGAACGUGAGAGGCUGGAACGAAUGCAGGCUCGGCAGCAGAAGCGUGUGGAGGAGGUUCGGCAACAGCAGGAGCAGGUGGAGCGGGCAUCUGGUCUAAAGGAGCAGCUCAGGGCAUCUGUACAUGCAGACCUUGUCAAGCGCCUGGCAGGGUGCCGUGACUUUGCGUCAGUCUUGGAUAAGAUCGGGAUCAAAGUUGAUGGCAUGCCGCAGCCAUCGAUUCAGCAGGUUGAAGCAUCUUUCAAGAAGGCACUGCUUCGGUAUCACCCGGACCGGAUGGCAAGGCUCGGAGCAGGCGCGGACGUUCGGAAGCAGGUAGAGGCCGAGGAGACGUUCAAGAUGAUGCUGGAGAAGAAGAAAACACUUCCGCUUGUUGCACCACCUGCCCCACCUGUUGCUGCACCAUCUUACCCGGAAUAUGAUCUGCCUAGGUUCCAUAAGAAGUUUGUCAUGUGCGUGGCGGCGGCGUGCGUUCCGACGAGCUGCGCGCAGCCUCCUCCGCCGACGAAGGCGCAGCUGCGCACUGAGUUGCAAAACAUGGCGAAGAGCAUCGUGAAGCGGUACCCGCAGUACUCGCGAUACGCGCAGGACGCUACCAAAUACAUCAACUUUGCUCUGAACUCCAAGUAUGACCUGUCAGCACUGCGAGACGCCUCUAUCCUCAUUCCCAACAACGUGCAGGCAGAAGCCCUCGCUAAGAGAAUCCCCGCUAAGAGCAGCAGCAUCCCCACACUGUACAACAUCACAGCCUUCCACAUCCUGCGCCGCCGAAUGACCCUCCCGCAGAUGCGGCAGGUGAAGCUGCGGACGGCGAUAGGAACUCAGCUGAGGCAGCCGCUCUUCAAGAUGACGCCGAUGGGAAACAACAGCGCUGUGUCGUUUGCUAGAGGGCCAUACUUGAAGGCAGGCCAGUGGACCACCAUUCGCAUCCCGGGGCUGUAUGUGGGGCGAUGGUUCAUUGCCCAUGGGGUGGAUCGGGUGAUCAUCCCCACUUACACCAAAGUAUGA
Molecule: messenger RNA, 3258 nt
Organism: Closterium sp. Yama58-4
Lineage: Eukaryota; Viridiplantae; Streptophyta; Zygnematophyceae; Desmidiales; Closteriaceae
Source: the annotation of a GenBank genome assembly